AUGAAUACCAGGCCGGCCAUCGAGAGUGAAAGCUCGAGUGUGGCCCUCUCGGCCAGCUUCAACCAUGAUGCCAGCUGCUUCUCUGUUGGACUCAAUACUGGCUUUUGUAUUUUCAACUCUGAGCCUUGCCAACUCCGGGUCUCUCGAGAUUUCAACGCUGGUAUAGGUGCUGCUCAAAUGCUUGGGAAGGCCAACUUCAUCGCACUUAUCGGAGGUGGACGGCAGCCAAAAUUUCCGCAGAACAAAGUCAUCAUAUGGGAUGAUGCAAAACAGCAGGUUGCUAUCCAGAUACCGGUUCUCACGACUGUUCGUGGCGUACGAUUAUCGCGAACACAUGUCAUCGUUGCACUACAGAAUAGCGUCCGCGUCUACAAAUUCAAAAGCCCACCGGAGCUGUGGUCCGUCUUCGAAACUGCCGACAACCCCUUGGGUCUGUGCUGUCUAACGCCAACAUCUCUUGCUUUCCCUGGGAGAACACCGGGACAGGUCCAGCUCGUUGAGCUCUCUACGGGCAAUGGGACCUUGAUACGAGUAUUUGCAACCAGCAACUGUGCCCGUAUUGCCGAGUUGAGGCGUGGUGUGGACCAUGCAACUAUCUUCUCACUGUCGAUUGCUCCAUCUGGGCAGCUGCUGGCAGUCACUUCUGAUAAAUCAACGCUUCACGUCUUCGACAUCCCUCACCCUUCCAAACCACCGAGAACUGAAGCCCCGACACUAAAUCGGAGAUUGACCACCAUGGGUGGUGGAGGAGGGAGCCCAGGGCCAAGUGAUGUGGACACCAGCCAGAAAUGGGGGAUCCUGGGUCGCAUACCUCUUUUGCCAAGAGUCUUCUCAGAUGUGUACUCGUUUGCUUCAGCACAUUUCGAGAUCGGUGACGAACUGCUUUAUGGAAGUUCGACUCCACUGAACAGCGAUGCAGCAUUUCGCCCCCCAAAAGGUAUUUUGGGAUGGACUAGUGACCAUAGUAUCAUAGUGAUUGGAGCUGGACGAGACGGAAGAUGGGAGAAGUUUGUUAUUGCUGAAGGGGAGGAUGGUCGGCGGUAUUGUGUGAGGGAUGGAUGGAAACGGUACCUUGGGGCGAAUUAG
Cadophora gregata is the source of this 1086-nucleotide messenger RNA. It is a transcript of the gene HSV2, whose product is annotated as Phosphatidylinositol 3,5-bisphosphate-binding protein. Gene Ontology annotation, biological process: nucleophagy; protein lipidation; autophagy of mitochondrion. The transcript has 5 exons. Bases 1 to 1086 code for a protein of 361 amino acids. The record is from RefSeq and is a predicted model, not a curated record. Gene Ontology annotation, cellular component: extrinsic component of membrane; cytosol; phagophore assembly site membrane. Lineage: Eukaryota; Fungi; Ascomycota; Leotiomycetes; Helotiales; Ploettnerulaceae. Gene Ontology annotation, molecular function: phosphatidylinositol-3-phosphate binding; protein binding; phosphatidylinositol-3,5-bisphosphate binding.